UCUAAAAUUUUUUAGUAAAUCUCCGUGUAGGAAAUUAGAAAGAUCAUCUCAAGCUAUCUUUAAAAUGCCAUCGGUGAAUCAGACUCUAUCCUGAAUUCCGGUCCUUCCGCAGGCCAUCCGAGCAUGAAAUGCUGUUCCCUACCCGCAACCUGCCGUAACACCUGUCCGAGCGCUAGUCGCCCGCUGCAUGCCUAGCCCACCAAAGCGUUCUGUCUGGACCGUGUCACUGGAGAAGACAGAGCGACAUGUCCAGGGCGCAGAUCUCAGCUCUGGUGUUUGGCGUCGGAGGGUUUGGAGCUCUCGUCGCGGCCACCGCGUCCAAUGAGUGGAAAGUGACCACCCGAGCAUCAUCGGUGAUAACCGCCACUUGGGUUUACCAGGGUCUGUGGAUGAACUGCGCAGGUAACGCGUUGGGUUCUUUCCAUUGCCGACCACACUUUACUAUCUUCAAAGUAGAAGGUUAUAUCCAGGCAUGUAGAGGACUUAUGAUUGCCGCUGUCAGUCUGGGCUUUUUUGGUUCCAUAUUUGCCCUGUUUGGAAUGAAGUGUACCAAAGUCGGAGGCUCAGAUAAAGCCAAAGCUAAAAUUGCUUGUUUGGCUGGAAUUGUAUUCAUACUGUCAGGGUUGUGCUCAAUGACCGGUUGUUCCCUCUACGCAAACAAAAUCACAACGGAAUUCUUUGAUCCUCUCUAUGUUGAGCAGAAGUAUGAAUUAGGAGCUGCUCUGUUUAUUGGAUGGGCGGGAGCCUCACUCUGCAUAAUUGGUGGUGUCAUAUUUUGCUUUUCAAUAUCUGACAACAACAAAACACCCAGAAUGGGAUACGCAUACAACGGGGCCACAUCUGUCAUGUCUUCUCGGACGAAAUAUCCUGGCGCAGGAGGAGAUCUUAAAACCACAAACCCUUCAAAACAGUUUGAUAAAAACGCUUAUGUCUGAAAGGAAAACCGCCGCGAGCUGUCUUUACUAUAAAAGUGAACUGUUCACAGAUGAUCCCCGCAAGGCCCUCCUGUAAUUCACACUCAAACUAUUUUUAAAACAUGAAUUUGGAGAAUUUGCUGAUUGUAUGGAUGUAAAUGUUCUUACACAGUUAUAUACUAAUCAUUUUCUGUUGUGGCUUUCUAUAAGAAAAUAAACAGGUUAUUUACAGGA
This is a messenger RNA of Leopardus geoffroyi (Geoffroy's cat), 1148 nucleotides long. RefSeq names its product claudin 10 (gene CLDN10). Gene Ontology annotation, molecular function: structural molecule activity. NCBI's taxonomy places the organism in Eukaryota, Metazoa, Chordata, Mammalia, Carnivora, Felidae. Gene Ontology annotation, cellular component: bicellular tight junction; plasma membrane. The record is from RefSeq and is a predicted model, not a curated record. The transcript is spliced from 5 exons. Bases 246 to 935 code for a protein of 229 amino acids. Gene Ontology annotation, biological process: bicellular tight junction assembly; cell adhesion.